AUGGCUUCUUCAUCUUCCAUGCCUUCUUUGAUGAAAGAUGAAGAGCCAAGAAACUGGGCGGAGCUUCCUUCGGAAUUAACGUUUUCGAUACUGAAUCGGCUUGGCGUGAUUGAUAUACUACAAAACGCUCCGAAGGUGUGCAAACCGUGGCAUCGCGUCUUAAAGACCCUUUGAUGUGGAGGAAGAUUGACAUGAGCAACUCUGGAUACUUUGCUAUGAAGAAGGAUCUCGAGAGCAUGUGUCGUAAUGCUGUUGAUCGUAGCCA
Messenger RNA from Capsella rubella, 265 nucleotides. RefSeq names its product putative F-box/LRR-repeat protein 23. The record is from RefSeq and is a predicted model, not a curated record. The transcript has a single exon. NCBI's taxonomy places the organism in Eukaryota, Viridiplantae, Streptophyta, Magnoliopsida, Brassicales, Brassicaceae. Gene Ontology annotation, molecular function: protein binding. The coding region runs from base 1 to 174 and encodes 57 amino acids.